This is a messenger RNA of Drosophila mauritiana, 1171 nucleotides long. RefSeq names its product negative elongation factor E (gene Nelf-E). The transcript has 4 exons. Gene Ontology annotation, biological process: negative regulation of transcription elongation by RNA polymerase II. Bases 128 to 970 code for a protein of 280 amino acids. Gene Ontology annotation, cellular component: NELF complex. Gene Ontology annotation, molecular function: RNA binding. The record is from RefSeq and is a predicted model, not a curated record. Lineage: Eukaryota; Metazoa; Arthropoda; Insecta; Diptera; Drosophilidae.
ACAGUCACACUAAGCCAAUUCGAUAGAUUUCGAUAGUAAAAAUAAACAUUUUGGAAUAAUAUAAUUACUUUCGUAAAAAUUACUUUUUACGGGGUUAAUUUCAAGCAGAAAGUUACAUUUCCCCAACAUGGUUUACAUACACUUCCCCAAUAAUUUAACCGAAGAGGAGCAGAUGCUGCAGGCCAAGUAUCAGAAACUCAAGAAAAAGAAAAAGGCACUGCAGGCGCACAAGGCGCCUAAGCCGGAGCCGGAGAGCUCCUUGACCUUGAAGCGACCCACGGAUGCCCGAGAUGCCCGUGAAGUGGCCAGAAAACUGAUCAAAAGCGGCGCUAUUCCCGCCAUCCAGAAGCAGACCAAGCAAGAUCAGACAUCCUUCAAGCGACCCAAGGGGCAGGAAAGAGCCAAGCGCUCCACCUCGGAGACCAGUGUCGCCUCUUACCAGCCCUUUUCGUCCACACAGAACGACGUGGCCCAGGAGACUAUCAUUAGCGAGAUCAUUAAGGAGGAACCGCGCCGUCAGAAUCUCUACCAACACUUUGCCACCGAGCGGGAUCGUGAGGAGCGCGGCAUGCCCGAGAAGGUGCCCAUGGACACAGCGCAGCCAGAGAAGCCACGUGCCGGCAAUACCAUCUUCGUGUCUGGCAACAAGGUCACCGAGGAUUUCUUGAAGAAGACAUUCAACGACUACGGCACCAUUGUCAAUGUCUCCAUGGAGAUCGAAAAGAGUCGCGGCUUUGUUUCCUUCGCCAAACCCGAGUCGGCAGACCGCGCCAUUGCGGAGAUCCAUGGCAAGAAUGUGAAUGGCAUCAACUUGCAGGUGCAGCUGGCUAGACGCCAGCCCCAGAUUGAGCCCAUUAACGAUGCCUCCUCGUCGGCAGUCUGGUCAUCUAUUGCCGCCAGCAAAUCACAAAAGGGUAGCCACAAGGACCACCGCGAGAUGGUUCAAUACGAUGAAGACUUCUUGCUCUAGAGCGCCAAUACUUAGUUUCUACGUUUAGCUUUCUACUUACUUCCUUUAUCACUUAGUAACAGAACACAUUUUAGUUUUUUUUAAAAUCAUUUUGCUUUAUUGAAAAUACGCUUCUAUAUAUUUAUGUAUAUAUGUUCACUUUCUGGCUAAGUACUCGCAUUUCAAGUUAUAACGUUCAAAUGAAUUCAAUGAAAAAGAGUG